This is a messenger RNA of Cylindrotheca closterium, 600 nucleotides long. NCBI's taxonomy places the organism in Eukaryota, Bacillariophyta, Bacillariophyceae, Bacillariales, Bacillariaceae. The record is from the annotation of a GenBank genome assembly.
AUGAAAACCACCUCUACUCAACUUCUUUUUACCAGUCUUUCCAUGGCGGCAUCUCUUGCCACUGUGGAAUCCUUUCACGUUCCACAACAGCUUGUUGCAUCAUCCGCCUCCUCUCGUCCAUCGUCUGCAUUGCGAGCAGAAAUCUCCUCUUCGUCUCCUGAUGAUGGCGGCUUUGACCUGAGGAAGAUGAGCAAGGAGCUCAUGCAACAAAAGAACACUAAGCACCAGGAGGACCAACAGCAACAAACAAACAACAACAAUAAUGCAGGUGCCAAUGAUAUCGCUAGUCGAUACAUGAGCUUUGCUACUGGCUCACCCAAGCCUUUUGUUACUUCGUCGACCUGGAAAAAGGAAGACACAACCACCAAACAAGAAGAACAAUCGAUUGACGCUCCGUCCACAGGAUACUACGAAGACUAUUCUGUGCCCACGCCAAACACCGAUGAAUGGUUCACAACCUUGGCGGAGCUGGAAGAUCGAAUGGAACAAACCAGACGAAGCCUGGACGAGUACACAAUGAAGCACACCCAAGCUUGGGGCGCGGAAUCAUCGGUUCACUCACCAACAAGCAUGUACGAUUUCGAAGGUUGCUGGCAGUAA